This is a messenger RNA of Agelaius phoeniceus (red-winged blackbird), 723 nucleotides long. The record is from RefSeq and is a predicted model, not a curated record. Lineage: Eukaryota; Metazoa; Chordata; Aves; Passeriformes; Icteridae.
AUGAGCCCAUCCCGGGUGCACAGCGAGCGCGGUGAAGAGGGGGGCGGCGGACACAGGGCGCGGGAGGCGAUACUGCCGCUCUCCUGGCUCCGGAGCACCGAGGAACACGGCGGGGCCGGGGGGAGGCACGGCAAAGUGCACCCCUGGCGCCCCGUGUUCAGCCCCGCUCCGGGGGCGUCUCGCCGGCCGGAUCCCGCCGGGACAGCCGGGGCCGGGGCCGGGACGGCCGUGACUCGGCGCUGGCCGCCGUGGGUCGCGGCGGGCCGCGGCAGGGAGGCGGUUAACGGCCAGGGAGCCGCCGAGGCAGGAGGAGUCCGCAGGCGGGCGAGCAGGAGGGGGCCGCCGGGCGAGCUGCCCGCAGGCUGCCCGCCCCCGCCGAGCCGCGCCGCGCUCUGCCCCGGGGCGCACGGGCCGGCGGGGCACGGCGGGGCCAGGCGGAGAGCGCGGCGGCAGCGGCGACGGCGGGGGACAGGCUUCGUGCCCCGCCCGCCACGGCACGGCUCGGCACGGCUCGGCAUCGCACGGCGCGGCGCGGCACGAACGACUCGGCAUCGCACGGCGCGGCACGGCUCGGUUCCGCUCGGCACGGCUCGGCUCCGGCGGCUCCCGAGCCAUUCAAACAAGUGGCUCCGGCAGCACUUCGGGGCCGGAGCUGGGGAGAGGGCGCAGCGUGGCUCCCUGCCCCGGAGGCGCCGGGCCCUUCACACUGCCUCUUUUCUCUGA